This is a messenger RNA of Xyrichtys novacula (pearly razorfish), 27750 nucleotides long. NCBI's taxonomy places the organism in Eukaryota, Metazoa, Chordata, Actinopteri, Labriformes, Labridae. The record is from the annotation of a GenBank genome assembly.
ACCGAGGAGGCUCCUCCCCAACAACAGUUCCCGACCCUCCGACGAGGAUUGAAGCUGCCACAUUGAAGAGGAACAAAAAGGCGACCUGGCAGCGGUUUCUACACUCCCUCCACUUUCUCCGGAUAGUCACGGGAUUUCAAUGUUCAGCCUGCUCUUUGUAAGUAAACGAUAACCUAACAGAAAAAAAGGGAUCUGUGGGAACUUCAUUGUGAUUUGAUCACGAGUGAUUGCAGCAUCAUACUUAAUCUGAAAGAGCCUGAUUAGAAAGUUCGUUUAUUGUAAGAUGAUCAGCACAACACAAGGGGGCUGAAGUGAACACGAGUGGGUGUCUGAGUUGUUGAAAAAUGAUGUAGCAACGUUAACGUUUGCUCAGAUAUGAAUGUCUGGAUGGCAAAAUUGUUGACUACCUUAACUCCUGUAAAAAUAUGUACGUGUGUAAAUUCCUGCGUAUAUCGUCUGACCUUACUGCUCUGUCGCAAUGUGUUGCCCACCAUUAGAUUUUCUAGCUGUGGUGAAGUUCUCAGAGCUGAUAAAAGCAAAGUGACGGGCUGGGCUAGCCUGGUAGCUAACUUAGCAACGUUAGCUGAGGUCUCUUUCUAGAAUAAAAAGAAAAAUCCGUGGUUAACUUUACGACCUUCAGUGACAGUGUGCAGCCGCUUGAUUUACACUUUUAUGUCAUAACAAAGUCGGUGUUGUAUCGGACAAUGCUGUGAAAGUGCCUAAACGUCGUCUGCAAUUUCACAUGAGAAGAGCUAACGUUGCCAAUGCGUUUAGCUAACGACGCGGAAGUUAGCGUCUUAUUCGAUGCUUCUGAUUCGGCUGUUGCGGGGAAGGUUAUGGAAACAAGAUCUUGCUCCAAAAUCAGGAUUCUUAGACUUGUCAAAGCUGGUGUAGAUGAUCCAAGAGAGUACACACUAUGUUAAGUCAUUUUAUAUCCUUCAUCCUGAUAUUUACAGUGUUUGAAAGGGCGUGUUCACUGUUUUCUUUAUUAUCAAGACAUCAUUGGAUCAGGUCCUGAACCAGAACCGCAAUAAAAUGACACGUGAUCUUGCCAAAUGUAUUUAUUAUAGAGAGGAUUUAGUCUUUAAUACCUGAAACUGGAUCUUACUGGUAUACAUGUUGUCGAUUUUGAUCAGGAUCUGUGCCAUUGGGGCUAGAGGCGGUCUUGCACCAUGACACUAUCUUUUACAAGUAGAAUAAGGGGUUCAAUAUUCCGUAACCGUGUGUUAAAGGGACUGAAGACUCUCCUGGAAAAUUAAGUUAAUGUCUUACAAAUCUGGGCUUAGUGUUUCUGGCUGCAGACCCAGCUCAGUGUGGUCUAUGGGCGAGAAAAGCUGUGAAAUUGUCCUUCUAGUAGUUUUCACAAACAGGGUGGAGGUUUCCCAUAUAUAAGAAUGCGUAUUAAUCAGUCUAUAUAAUACCUUGCGUAAUCUAGUCCACAUCUGGCAAACUUGACACUGUAGUUUUGGAUCAGGACCCGGUUUCCACAACCUCUCCUGCACCAGCGGUAUCGGAAGCGACGAAUAAUAUGCCAACUUCAUCUUGGAACGCUAUUGGUCAAUGUGUGAAUGUAGCAUUGCUCACGGAGAGCUAGCCGAACGUUGACGGUGCUAAGGUUAACGUUUUAACUGUUGUCCCGACAACUGUCCACGACAGCGGCUCCAUUUCAUCUGACAUACCUUAUAUUUAACCACUGGUUAUAAAUUCAGUCGUUCAAAACUAAUUUUGUGUUAAAAUGCGGACACGGGCGUUGGUAGCGGCUAAGUGUUGACUAUAGGUGGGUAGCAACUGAGCUAGCUGCCUUCCGCCCUUUGUGACAAGUCCUGACCCACAGCAUGGUUGACCCAUUUCUUUAACGCUAAGCAACGGUUUUUUCACCAAAACGGAUCAGUUGACAACCUGAUAUUUCAAGUCUAUUGCGUUUGUAUUGUCAAACUGCAGCAAUUGUUGUUAACUAGCAGGUUGACUCAAUAAAUUCGUCAAAGCUCUCAUAUAAAAACGUCGUUAAAAUAAGUGUGUAUGGCGGGUCUGUUAUUCUGCAGUGUCUGGUUUCCUAACCAUUCAGUUGACCAUAUUGGUUGAAGUGAAAUGAGGAAAUGCACUUGGGGAGGAAGUUGACUCGAGCAGCUGUGACACUAAAGGCCGCAGCACAUUCCCAUGCCUCUCAGUUUUCAAUUUAUGACCUUCCAAUGGUUUCAGUCUCCCCUCUAGUAAUAAAUUCUAGUGGGCAGUUAAUACAAAUGGAUGGCUUUGAACACUCCCAACAGCUUGGUGGGGUGAGUCAAUGUGUAACUGGUGUAACAGGUAAGCUAAUUAUACAUUCCUGCUUAUGAGUCACUGCAAGGUGACCCAAUUUGCAGGAAGAGAAUACAAGAGAUAAGAUGCACUGAUACAACAAGUUAUCAAAGCAUGCUGAGGGCAUGGCAGUGAAUAGUAGCAGAAUAUUCUAAAUGUUUUGUUUAAGGCCGUUGACAGAACAUGCAUAUGUUUGAUUUAUCACGGAAGAGAUAAACGAUCUAAAUUAAUAGCAAGAAAUUUCACUCCAAUGUUUGUGUCGCUGAUCAUACUUGUGUCCAUAUGUAGCUUGACACAACAUUACUGCAAACAUAAUAGCUUAUUUAUCUAUGCAAGAUAAUGUUGCAUCCAACAAGAGGACGAUUCCUCCUUUUCUCUAUCCCUCUUGAUCUUUUUGAGAAACAAAGCUGCACACAUGCUGAGACAUACACCUACCUUUAAAGCUGUUUAGAAAGUUAGUCAUAGCUGCUAAUAUCCCAGGGUAGCGUGUACUUUUAAGUGAUUUCACCAAGCGAAAGCAUUUAGUUAUCUCUGCUCUGCUCACCUGCUAAAUACUGAAUUACAAAACGGCCUUGUUACAUUUGCAACUUAAUGAAGCUCAUUUUUAAUCAGGACAGUCAAUAUAACGAACGCUUUUGGGCGAGACAACUGUCGGGGUGGCAAGCAGCUGUGGUUGCAGGUGCAUGUGCGAAGAGGGGAUCUGAAAGAGAGCAAAAUGAUCAGAUUGAUGAAGUUUGCAAACUAACUACAAUAUACCUGUAGGUAAAGUGUAAUGGGGGAGUAAAUAACCUACAAGAAAGGGGCUGAUGCAGGCAGUGUGAGUUUAUUAUUCAACAGGCAAACAGAAUGAGGUUUGAUUAAGUACAGAGCUUUUGUUGUUGGGUUUUUUUUGUCCCAGGUUUCAUGGGGUUUCAUUCAUUCACGCCACAUUCAUGUAUCAGUCUGUGUCAUACUAGCAGGACCAAGCUUCAGGAUUUCACAACCAUUACAGAAUAACACUGAGAGGCUUUAUUUGCUCUUUAUUGUGCAAGUAGGUCACUCCCACCAGUGACCUGCUUGAUAUUAUUGCUAAUUGACUCACCGGCCAAACUAGAAAUAGUAUGGCUCCUCUCAGUCCACUUGGAGCGCAGCCUGCAGCUAAAGACAGACCAGUACAGUGGGAUGCCCUCAUUUACCAGAUGCCUGUGUCCCAACACCUGUGGGUCAUGAGAGGCACUUGUUUGUUCUUGUGCAUAGUUUGGAAUGAUAAAACUGCAGGUUGAACUUUGUCUUGAUUUUGUUGCACUUUUGUUCAACUUAUAUGGCAAAUUCUUCAUUUGACAUUCUAAGCAAAAUCUGAUCUAUGCUUGUAGGAUAUUCAUAGGAAUCUUUGUUUUAUCUUUUUUUUCUGCUUUUUGCACAAAGCCACACACCCUUCCUUUACAAAAUUCUUUCCAGCUGUAUCGCCUUUGUCUCGAUUUUCAGUACUUUCUUCUACUCAAAAACUCGUAUGUUUAGUAGUCUGACAUUUUACACCAACACAAAGGUAGUUCCUCUGUCCACUGGCAGCAUUAAAUAAGAUGGUGUCAUGAGAAGGGAAGUUCUCAGCCUUGGUUACCGUAACUGCGAAAGAUGAGCCCAGCGUACAGUAACAUGACUCCAGCUUACAAGGAAGGUUACUGGGGAGAGGAACACCUGUGUUGUAGUCUGCUGGCAUUCAGUCAGUGUCACUACAGAGUGCUGUGAGUGUUGAAAGGUUGGGUUGAAAUAGUCUUUUUUUUCCCUCGGUGAAUGGUCUAAUAGAUACAACAAAUUUAAAAUCCAGUUAUGUCCCUAGGGCCCUGACUGUGGUGAGAAACACAAGCUUUGAUUUCACUGUAUUAGCUUGUGAGGAUCUUUGGCUCCAGAACUACUUUUUUGUUGUGUUGAAAUCAGCCCAAAGUGGAAAGCUAGGAUUAAAAGCCCGCACUUUUCCCCUUCUUUUAAGCCGUCAGUGAAAAGCCAUAUAUGAUCAUGCAUUAGUAGCCAUGGGCACCUUGUGUGUUUCUUCUGCUGUGUGUCAGUUAAUGAAUCAUGCCCUGGUCGGCACAGCGUUCGUUUACUGUUGUUGCCACAGCAAUGGGAUAAAGCAAAAGGCACAAGCUCUCUAGCACUGGCAGUGCCUGACAGAUUGACACCUCUUCUAGAUGCUGCUGCAAGGCUGCCAUCUGAAACUAUAGCAACAGGUAGGAAUAGGGUCUUCCUUUGUUAUUUGUGUUUAUAGCUACUCUGUAGAGCUACAGCUGCCAGAGCUGCAGUUUGCCGGGGGAACAUAGAGCCCUGCACCAUAACAUGCUACAGUGAAGGGUGUUGUUAUUGUCAUCAGAGCUGUUGUUCAUUGGUGUAUAUAUAGCUGCUCAUCUUUACUGAUCCAGAAAAUGUUGUAGGUUGAAGCAGCUGUGGUCUAGAAAAUGCUUGGUGGUUGCAUAUAAACAAGCUCACUGCGUUUUCCUCUUACCUUGGCUCUGUUUUAGUUUCUCGGCUUUUCUUCAUUCCCCAUAAGCAGCUCAUUAGAUGUGCGACCACUUCUCGCAACUAACUAAUGUGGUCAUUUCUGGCCACGAUUUAAAGAUAGAUUUUGCAACCAAAAUCAGUUUCUCUGUCUCUGGUUAGAAAUGCAUUUUCAGAGGUUAAAAAGCUGUCAGAUCAGUUUUCACGUUCAGCCACCUUCUUUGAUCCCUGGCCGUCUUCAAGGCUACUGCAGCCUUUUCAGCUUUGCUCAGUGAAUGUUUUAAAGACGAGCACCAUUGCUCUUCUCUGAUCUCUUCAUGAGGGACACCAGAACUCCCUACAGGGAUACUUGUUGCUACUGCUGAGAUAAUGGUUGUUAUGGCAACAGGCAUCCCCUUGACGCUGCUCUUAGAAGGCCAAGUUAGUUUCCAAAUGUCAGAAGAAUUGAUGGCACAGUGGGACUCUGCACCUCUCAGCAAAAAAUGUGAGCAGACAUUCUUCUGUCUGGGUCUGUUGCCGAGUGUUGACCUCUCGGUACAAAACUUAUUUUCAUUCUAUUGGAUUUCUUUCUGUAUUUUCCACCAGGUUGGUUGCAGCGAGAGUAAAUGCCCUGAAAUGACUCUGGCUCUGCUGCCUGAAUAAUAAUUGGAUGUACCUGUGAUACACAGACACUGAUAGUAACACCUUGUCCUGUGCCUGACUCAUCAGCAGUAAAGUGAUGGAGAUCUUUGCCCUGCCGGUGAGAUGUGUGUUACUAUUUACUUAACAUCUAUGCCUAGUGGAUGUGUUGGGGAGACAGGUAGAGGUGUGCCCCACACAUAACAUACAUGCAAGUGUCUGUCUGUGCUUAUAAUUCUGCUUCUAAACUAGGGAUGUAACGGUAACCAGAGUAACGGGAAAUCAUGAUGAAAGUAAAGAUGAUAACGAUUACCAUAUUGUCAUUUCAAAAACGGAUGUGUGCACGUGCGGGUUGGGUAAUGAAUCAGCUGUGAGAUCGCUGACGAUAACUCUCUUAUUAAUCAGCUGUGUGAUUGAGGACAAUAACUUGCUAAUUAAUAAGCUGUGUGAUCGCAGAUGAUUACUAAUGCUAAUACUUGGCACGCGCUCUGUGGUGCGCUGCACAUACAGUAUACAUAUACUGAUACAUAUGAGUCUGAGGUAGAGCCACAUAAGAAAAAAACUAAUUUUUAAGGUGUGGCUGUGCAUUACGAUCAAUUUCAUGUAGGGGAAAACCCUGUGCUAAUUAUCCCAGCUUCAUCCCACUGUGUAGCUUACAAUUUGCGCUUAAACCUUCUACUAAGUUUGAAAUGCAGUCAUGGCAGAGGGAGGAUAUGAUAGUGCCAAACACACCCAUCAGCCCUCUAGGAGGACCAAGUCGGAAGUAUGGGCAUAUUUUGGGUUUAGUAGGAAUGUCGAGGGACGCUUACUUGAAGACGGUAAUCCUGUCUCGAUAUAAUGAAACAAUAAAAACAAAGCAUUGUUUAGCGCUAGUUAAAAGAAUCAAAAAUGACGUAAUUAAUGACUUUGAAUUCAUUUUAAAAAUACCGCAAUAAUACCAAAAACCAUGAUUAUUUUGGUCAGGUAGAGGUAGCAUUUUCAUACCGUUACAUCCCUAGUCUAAAUCCACCAUCAAAAAUGAUGCGUAGAGGGUUUGGUAGCCAAAUGAAGUUUAAAAUGUGAGACUAAGAGGUGCUCAGAAUAGUUGAAAAUGCCCCCUAGACCUUUAUUAGUGAUUUAUAAAAAGGUCUGUUGAAGUGCAGAUGGUUGUCAAACUCUUUCGGCUGAUGAAACGUAAUGUUUAACAAGCAGUGUCUUCUCUGUCCAAUACCUUAUCCUAAACUGUUACUAAAUUGCAACAUCAUAUUUGUUGGUGUUCUGACUGGCUGAGUUUUUCCAGAAAUGUUCAAACUACCAUGGUUCAAGCAAGUUAAUGUUCAAGGGCCUGUGUCGACUAACAUUGUUUUUUGAGCUGCCAGCACUCAAAACUUUGGUUCCAGAGUCCUCCUUAUCAGUGAUGACCGUCAUUACAUCAUAAAUAUAUCUCAAGGCACUUCCGCUUGGGUAGUAAUUGUCACUGUUUUAUAUAGGUCAGUGUGCUUCCUAUUUACUUUACACAUAGCAUUUACGGUUAACCCUCCACUGUUACUGUUGACAAGGUUACUAUCAAAGGCCCUGCUCUGCCCCUUCUUGUUUCUGAUUGGUUGGUGCGACAUGAACUAGCUCAACGGUGUCCCAAAAGUUGAGGUAUUUUCAGUUUUAAAAUGUAGAGACUGACAUCAGCUGAGGGCUGUAGUUGAAAGAGGUCAGUAGAUACAGUCUCUCAAUCAUUUAAACUCUAACUACAGGUGUCUCAGUAAAGUCAAUUUGUUGAUAUUUAACCAGGGAUGUAAAAAAAAAUAUUUGGUACUAGAUAAUUCAGAUAAACUUAACCGAAAAUCGCCUCCUAGAUUGUGGUAGAAGCUAAACUGGAGUAAAGCUAAAUUAACAGAUCCACUUUUCCAAAAGCCUGUUGGAAAUGAGAAAAUAUUCUCAAACCAGUCAUAAAAUAUGGAACAGGUCUUAUUCUUUUUGUGUCUAGAACAUAACUGUUUCACACGGAUAGUCAAAACUUAGUAUCCAAGCUGUCUUUGAGCAUGUUUUUGGCAGGAGCACUUGUUUGUGAUAAGAGUCCAUCUUACCUACUUAGCUUCUUUUGUCUGCAGACAAUCAGCGUCCUCUUAUUUCCCCGCUUUAAUCCUGAUUCAAAUCAUCUUCAAAUGUUUUGUUUGACUUUGUGUCCCUCUCAGAUGUAACUGUCCAGACGCCGACAGUGCUCGUUUUCAUGUAAAGUGUAAUUAAAAAGUGCAACCAGGCCGCAGCGAUGACAGACCAGGCCUUUGUUUGGAUAUGUUUUCCUCUUUUCAUUCCCAUUUCUAAGGUACCGAGCUCUGGUCUCUUUCAGUCCUUUCCAGAGACGGAUCAGUCCUUGUCCCACCCCCUCCCCCCACAGCGCUAUCAGAGGCCUUUGAUCGUCACACUGUUUAUCUGUGCUCGCUCAGAGGCUGCAAAGCGGUGUGAUAAGUGGACACUGCCGUGUGCGAGUCCGUGCGUAUAGGGGUGUUUGCCGGUCCAUGGAAAUAGUUGGGGUUACAUAUCCUCUCACCUCCUGUCUCCAGCCUCUUUUACACCGACUCAAGCGGCUAGAACAACAAGUACUCAGUGGGAAGAUUAGCCUCAGUCCUCGGGGAGCAGAGAGAGGUAACCUGUUGUGCUAGAUAGUGGCUGAAAUGAGGAUGUUCAUUUAGGGAAAUGUCAACAACAUUCAGAUUGGCAAUAACACAGCGGCUUUUAUCUAUCAUGCGUCAGACAGUUCUCCUGGAUAAUUAGUGUUUCUCUCAAUUUAAACAGACAUGCACCACUCCAGUCUAAUAAAGACAUAGUAAAUAAAGGCUUGGCUCAGCAUCCCUCGCUAAAGCCAAUAAAGCUACAAAUAUAACGUAAGCUAAUCAGCUGCAUGACAAUUUACAACACCAUAAUAUAGUGACAUAGUGAGCUACUGUUGAUGAAGUGUACAGUAAACGAUAGGGAGAGCUAAUCAAAAAGAAGUCGUACACACCACAGCAGCAGUACCAUGUCAACAUGUUUGUGCUGUUUCAGUUGUACCUCCCUAAAGAACAGAGCUUUGUGUAAUGCGCAGUAUGCUUCAGGAUAUAAAAGAUAUAAAUAACUGGAGGCCGUCACAGUCGAAAGGCCUCAAACUGUGUAAGUCAUGGUUAAGUUAAUUGCUGUACUGGUAAAAGCUUGUCGUUUUAUCUUCUAGCUGUCUACCUUAGUAUUUGCCCGUGAAUUAAAGCUAGGGCACUAAAACAAAAGUAAAUUCUGCCAAUUAAAAAAAAAUUUUUUUGCCAUAUUUAUUCAAGAAGAAACAAUAUCAUUGAAUUUCUGUAACAACCGGAAUAAAAACAGCUAGGCUUCCUUUUAUAUAGUUCUUACAGAUAAGCAGUCAUGAGUCACUGGUAGGAAAUGGUCGAGCCUUUUAGCUGCCAGUUAACUUUCAACCAUAUAAAUAUUUAACCCUGUCAACUUUAAAAGCCCUUCAUCUGUACCUCAGAGUCGGAGUUAUUCUUGUCAAUUCAAUGUGCCGAGUUGUAUCUUGUAAAGCAUGUUUAUUUAAAAUCUUAAGCUGGCUUUAAUGUGACGGUGUGUCUUUACAUUUGAGGCCUCUUUUGUUUUUAUCCCAAGCAAAACACUGUUUUUGAAAAAGCAACAUCAGUUUUUUGUUUUUUUCCUUAAAGGUACAAUGUGCAGAUAUGUGACCAACUACCAAUUGCUACUGGUCUAACACAAACAGGUACACGGCAUGUUUGCCCAUUCUGUGCCUCAGUAGAAACGUGUCCGUUUCUACCUGGUCUGUUCUGCUCAGUGUCAAUAGAUUUGAAUCGUAUGGCUUCUUAAAGACGCCUCCUAAAGCCUACCUUUUGUUCUCGUGGUCAAACUGCUGUUAAGCCAUUUGUCAGUACAACCACCUCUGGUGUGUCUCCUUAUUUCCUCUCCCCAGUGCAGACUUUUACAACUAUCUCGAGCAGAUCUAACAGAUGUGCUCAAGCUGGAUGAGACAUUGUAGUGAAUCUAGAAAGCCUUCAAACAGGUCGGCUCUGGCUGGGAUCUAGAUUAUGAGAAGCCUUGAAGAUUCUGCGACGUGUACACGUGUCUUCUAGGUUGGUGUGUUGUAUUUGUUGGAGGGUCAGCUUGUACCCUCUGCUUAUAUCUAGGCUUGAUCAAACACGCUGCACCCACACUCAGACUUUAACAGGAAUGAUAUGUUUGUCUUUGCUAGAGAGUGCCAAACUAAAGUCUGUGCAAAGGUUUUUAUAUCUACUGUCGGCGUUACCGCUCCAGUCUGCAGCAGCACGUCGAGAUUAUUCUGUCAAAAAUUUGAAUUACAGUUUAAAACUUUCAAUGCCGUUUCCAGAGCACACUGCUGUUAGAAGUGGGUAGUGUACCAGUCAAUACUGUCACUGGAGUCACGUGUGGGUUUUAUUCGACACUAACAUUAUGGUUUUAGUGCACACAUGGCAGGAAACAACACCAAUGCAGCCAGGAGAAAAUAGAGCAGCAAAGUGAUUUCUGACUGAUAAGAUCACUGAUAGGAUGUAGAUCCUCUCCCUGUUUCACUGUGAUACUUCAGAGCAGAGUUACACUCAUCAAAGAGCACGGUCUCUUCCUCGGAUCAAAGCAGGUGUCUUUUUUUUCUUUUUUUAAUCCAUGAAAGUGAACUGAGGCUCAGACAUUAAAGUCUCUUAAGUUUGGUGACAGCAAAUAAGAGCACUGCAGGUAUUUGCGUCUGUUACAAAGGGUCUACCUGCUUGAAAGCUUGUUUCAGUUGAUGACUUAAUUAUCUUAGGGUCAAGAUAAUUAAAAGAAACAGGCCAUGGCUGUGACUCACAGUCAGAGGUGUGGCUUUAAAUACAGUUACUCCAGAAGGUUGCGGCUAACUGCGGCUCCACUAAAGCUCCAAUAACUAAAUGACUAGUAUUUGUGACUCCAGUGCCAUGCUUGAAUUUUGUACCAGGAUUACUAUGCUUUGAUACAUGAGAGGUUGUCCUGCCCCAUUGUUUAUUUUUUUCAUUUCUUUGUUGGUGUGUUGAGACUUUUUGAGCACAACCACUUGAGCGGAGAUGCUGUCGAUUUGGGGUUAUUUGUGGUAAACACCCCGCAAAAUAUCAGAUAAGAAACAUUUACAUCCGAGACACUCGCAAGUCUGAGUCAGACUGUCUGCACAUUGUGUCAUCUCUACACACAGACAUGACAAAUUGUGACUCAUGUCCCAAUUAUAGCGCUUUGAUUAGGUGGCAGGGUCCAAUUUGCAAUUAACCCAUUAUUAGGGGCCAUAUGUACAGAUUCUAUGAUUCAUUCAUCAAAGCAGUCUCCCAUGCAAACAUUAUCCAGUGUAUCCUAAAACUCAGAGCCCUUUGGAACAUACUAGGGGUGGGAGAAAAAAUCGAUACAGCAUAGUAUCGCGAUAUUUUGUCUGGUGAUAUAUCGUAUCGUCUCAUUUACCAUUUAUUUUUUAAAUUUUUUGCUAAUAUGCAGUCAAAUCUAUGAAAAUUGAGAAAUAAAAUCAACUGUUUGUCCAGUGAGUUUGGCAGAGGUGACAUCAUAGAGCGGGAGAAAGUUAGUACAACAAAUAUAUAGAAGGUUUGCAAGAUAUGCUACAUGAAAAUAAAAUACUGUGGUAACAAGACAAACAUAAAGGAAAGACAAAUGCUAAAUUAGCUAAACAGUUGUGUGAAAAUUGUGUAAAUCGCAACAUAUUGUAUCACAAUACUCACUGUAUUGCAAAAUGUUGAAAAUUGCAAUAAUAUCGUAUCGUGGCCCAAGUAUCGUGAUAAUAUCAAAUCGUGGCCCAAAUAUCGUGAUGAUAUUCUAUCAUGACCCAAGUAUCGGGAUAAUAUUGUAUCGUGAUAAUAUCAAAUCGUGGCCCAAAUAUCGUGAUGAUAUUCUAUCAUGACCCAAGUAUCGUGAUAAUAUUGUAUCAUGGCCCAAGUAUCGUGAUAAUAUCAAAUCGUGGCCCAAAUAUCGUGAUGAUAUCAAAUCGUGGCCCAAGUAUCGGGAUAAUAUUGUAUCGUGAUAAUAUCAUAUCGUGGCCCAAGUAUCGAGAUGAUAUUCUAUUGUGGCCCAAGUAUCGUGAUAAUAUUGUAUCAUGGCCCAAGUAUCGUGAUAAUAUUGUAUCGUGGCCUAAGUAUCGUGAUAAUAUCGUAUCGUGGGGCCACUAGUGAUUCCCACCCCCAGCACAUACUAAGCACUAGUUUUGAAAUUUAUCAAGCUAAAAUAAGUAAAAGCCUGCUGCUCACAUAGUAUUGCAACAUCCACUGUGGACUUAGAAAACUGCAGAGUCUGAAGUUUGGUUGUGGUGCUGGUAGUGAUAGCAACUCUUCCCCACAGAGCUAUAAUUAAGCUCAUCCUACCCUCAUGACAGGUGAUGCGAGGAUGCUUCUCUCAGCAGAAACCUUGAAUUCACAUGUACCAGUUCCCCUGAUCCAUGACUCCUCAGUUCUAAGAAAUCUACAGGUGGGCACGUUAUCAGAAUUCAGUCAACAAAGCACGAGGCCACACAGAAUCCACUGACUCAAUGUAUCACUUUCAGGCCGGCACUCCUGUUUGCACACACCCCAGGAGUGCACACCUCAUGUGGGGCGCAGCAGCAGUUCAGGAUCUCUGGUCGAGUUCAGUUUUGCAUAGAGGCUUUCAUCUCCUGUUGCUUGUCCCAACAUGUCUGGGGAUUUCAGCGCCUUGGUAGUUACACUAGAUAAACUGGUGAGGCUCAGAAAACAGAUUAGAAGCUUAACCAUUGUAGCUUAUUAAAGUUCUGCGUGUGUGUGCGGUCCUUCUGGCAUGCUCAUCUGUUUAUGUGUGUUUUCAAGCAUUAAUGAUGUCAAGAGAGGGUUCUGCAUACUACGUCUAUUAUGUGUGUUGUGUUUGCUGAAUGGCGUGUUGACCUGCUCUGUUACCCCACACUGACAGGCCCCUGCAGUCUUGGAUGGUGUCCCAAAAGUCCACAACGUGCUUUUGUCUUUAUUGAGCAUGAAGUUAAUUCUAUUAUCUUGUGACCCACUAAAGGCUUUGGACGCUACAUCAAGGGCAUUUUCUGCAUUUUUUCUUAUCCACUUGCAACCAUAAUACCUUUGGGAACUGGAAUGGGAGUACUAACCUGUAGAUUGAUUGUGCAAGAGAAAAAUCUAACCUUCUUUUUUUUCCCUUUUGAAUAAAACCACCGACCUGCACUCGACAUGUUUUUUGCUCAAGUCCAAAAACACAUCAGCAGACUGUAGAAAUAGUUUGAUGCACCAGUGGAGCUCACUGUGGGUAACCAGUUCUUUGAGGUUAAACCAGAGCCUGCUUGUCUAGCAAUCACCCAGUUUGACACUCAACCAAAUGUACAAAGCUCUCUGAAAGUGUCCUCAGGCUUAGACUAACCUUUCCAGUUGUUUCAAGUGUGAGAAAAAAACCUAAAAGCAGCCGUAUGUGUUACCCAGUAAGGCUCUGGGUGCAAUAAAGUUGGCCUCUGUGCUGCUUUACCCCCCACCUAGUCACUGAGGUCCAGUUUGCAUUUCCUCCUCAAGCCUCUUUCAUCAGUUUACUGGCAGUUUGAGAGAGCAGACAAUUAGCUUUAAAGCAGCUCCAUAGUAGAGGGUGAGAUCCACCCACCUGGCCUAUCAAGAGCUUUGACGUCACUGAAGGGAACCAGCUGGACCAUUGAGCAGGUGUGAUCCUCUGUUUAUCUCAGCCAUAGUAACUGCCAAACCCCGUUUCACCCCUCUUUUCCUUUCUUUCCUUCGUUUUUUUGUCAAUACUUCCCACUUGUUUAUUUUUUCUUAUCAAGUGUUAUGUCACUUCCUCACAUCUACGAUUCUUCUUCUGGUAGCUAUUAUUCUGUCAGUGUUCUCUUUUGACAUUUGAAAGUAUAUCGCUAAUCUUUUAUUUGGCAUUCAGCGAGGCCACAGAAAAAAACAAAGACAAGCCUCGGUGACUCUUAGCCUUGUUUUUCUUUGUCUGCCGUUGGAUUGCAGCUGUCAACAGUUUCACCUUUAUUCUCCUGCGAAGUUACUCAUCAGUGCCUUUAAAAGAAAAAUGCACGUGCUAGUUUUCUUUGAAAGAAGGCAGCCCGGGUGAAUGGUGAGUGACGCACGAAAAGAAGAAGUGUGUGCUUUGGGUGUAUCUAGCAGGUGCGGCAGGAGCGUUAUCUCUCCACACUGCUCUAACUCUCAGAAGCAGAGGGGCUACCUCCCUCUCCCUGCGGCUGUCACUGUCCACCCUGCCAUGGUUGACAUCCCCCCUCCCUCCCUCCCUCCCUCCCCACUUCAACUCUGUGACUCUGGGUUCCCUCACAGCAGUGCAACCCUCCAGCUGCUCUGAGGCGGUACAGUCUGGUCAUGCCCAGGCUGGCUUCAGACAAAACACCAGCGAGGCUCAGGCACAACCUCAGACCACUAGACAGGGCUGCAUGUAAUACUAACAUCUUUCACAAGAAGGGGAGAAGAUGAACUCAGACGUUCCAUAUUUUGUGUAAAAGUCUGGCGUUUCGUCUCUGCCCCUCUCCACUCUGUCCACUCAGUGUCCAGACACUAAAGCUCAUUUGCUUGUGGGUAUUUUCCAUCUAAUUUUAGAACGUCCCCCUCUUGCUUUGUGGCCAAUCUAUUGCCCAACCCAGUCUGUGACUAUCAACAUGUUUUUUUUGUAUGUAGUGUACAUUGUGUACUGUAUGCAUAUUGUGGUGGUGACCACCUGACAGCUAUCAGGUGUGAACGAGUGCAGCCCCUAGCGUCAGCUCUGCAAUCAUGAAGAGGAUCAUCCUUGCAGUCCAUUAUUAUCCUCUCAUGAAUCUGCCAGUGAGCAGCUUCCUCAUCUCUUUACAUCUACAACAAAAAAAUGAAUGUUUUUCUUUCAGUUUGCUGAAAAAAAAUGGCCAGGCUUCAUUCUUUGUCGGUCACACUGAUGAGUCAGCCUGAAACCCGUGCCCGUGAGAUACCUAUGCCCUGAUUCCCAUUCUUUUGCGGCUUAAUCACCUGUUUAGGUUUGCGUGUCCUUUCUGUUCUGAGAUAUGGAGGCCCUUAUCAGCUCCCUGCUCUCCCACACUUCCCAUCUGCUUCUCUCUCCCUCUGUUCUUUCUCCUGUGUCACUGUGCGAGAUUUCUGUGAGAGGCCAGCUGAUUUGGGAAGGCCCCCCCAUCCCCACCCCCCCGGGCUAUAUCCACUUUGAGUGCUACUCCAACAGUGGAACACGUGAUGAAGAGCAGGGCACCAAGGGAGCUUUCUCUGGGCUGCUGCGUGGGCCUCUGCCUUUACUCGAUGACCUUUCUCCUAGUUCAGUAUAUAGACUUGUACAUAGCUUAACAGGCACAACUGGCCGGAUGUAACACAAAUAUACUUUCUGGUUCAUCAGUUAGGGCCCCCCAGCCAGGGGUUUGAUUUCUUUGAAUGUCAAAUCUCAGCUUUUCUGUUUAUCUUAUUUUAUUCAUACUUUGAUUAUUUUUUUUUUUUGGAUAAAGCAUUUUUCCUCUUUUUUUCAUUAACUUUUAUUUCACAAUAAUAUCAGAUUAAGUCAAAAAUAUUGUUUCUUUUUAUGUACAAGACAGUCGAAAGAGAGAAAGGACAGAGAGGACUUGAAUCAGGGCUGGUGCCGUGACAACUUGGUCUCUGUAUCAUUGCACGCUCUAUCUUUGCAGUGACCCAGAAUCACACUGUCCACUAUUUUUGAUCAAUAUGCUGAUUCAAUCACCCCGCCCUUUCUCCUGGAGGUUAUUGAGAGAGAAUGUUGUUGUACAUCUCACAGCUCUGGAUUAAGCAGGGAAUAAAAUGUACAUUACAAUAUUUUAUUUUAUUUUUUGCCAUAUGAAAAUAGGAAGGAUGUUACACCAGAUAAAUGAAGAGACAAUGGAGGAGUUGGAGAUAAGGAAGAAAAGAGAGACGUGCCUCUUUUUACAAACCUUACUUAAACCUCAAACGUUUUUCAGUAACCACUGAUGAUGUUCAGUUAUUAACAACAACAUGUGUGACCAGCUCUGUGAUCAUUACAUUGACACUCACACUCUAUGUGUAUGACAGGUGUAGACACUUCUAGGAAACACUGAGUGGUCCUGUAUGUGUACCUACAUUGUUAUCACUAGGAGUGGGAAUACACCACUUUAGAAUCAGUCUCCCUUAGCUAGGCACAUGACAGUAACAGAAUAGCAUGUUUGCAUUUUGCAGAUAUCGACUGUGUGUGCACAGGGUUUAGUUCUCACUGUGUUCAAGUUGGGGUUGCAUUAAAGUGAUAUCACACAGAGGUGUUAAUGUUGAUAAAAUGACAGUAUAACACGUUGCGAGCCAUACAAGCAACAAUGUGCAUACUGCGGUUUGACUGUUGCACGUACAUUAUAUCCUUCAGCCCCACUUCGAUUGAUUAUGACACCAGGGGUGUACAUUCUGCGUGUAUGGCUGAAAUAGUCUUGAAAUGAUCCCUCUAUCUACACCUUUUAUAAGAUUGACAUAUGGAAGGAUGUAAACAAACCUUUUAGAUAAGGGCCGGUUCACAUUGAUGCAGCAUUUUCCAAUUUCCAAGAUUAUCUCUUGUAUCUUUUAUUGACAAGAAAGGAUGGUGGAUAGCGUUGUAAACAGUGAGAGUGGGGAAUGACGUGCAGAGAAGGACUGCAGGUUAGAUUGAGAACCAGGCCACCCACCUCGAGGGCUUUAGCCUCUGUACUCGGGUGUUCGAUUAAACCAUAAGGCCAAACUGGCGCCCCAGGUGAUUUGGAAUUUCAAAAGAUUUUUACUUGGUAAAGUAUCUUUUUCUCUCCAUGAUGCUCAAACUUCAGACUGAAUCAUUCACAUUAUCUCCAUGUCGUGAUGAUCCGAACUGUGCAGCUGUGCAGAGAUAAUCGAUAUGUUGUUGACUACAGCUGGGAUGGCGUUUGCAGCUGCGUUUGUGCCGCAUGGCUUGGCAUACAUUGUUGGUGCUGAAACAGUGGAGUAUAUAGCCCAUUCAUGUUUAACCCAUCUGAAAGUUGUGACAUGUUCUCAGUUUUCACAGCCUUUGUAAACACUGCCUCUUGUUUCCUGUGUGGUUAAACACGUUUUUUGUUUUUUUUUGCUUCUACAAACACAUUCAAGAUGUACAUAUGUGGUGUUUGUUUUGUUCUUCCUACCUCUGUGCAGUGUGUAACUGCAGAACCAGUUUGCAUAUUUCAAAGUGAUUUGCAUGGGUUCCCAGAAGCAGGCUGGCUGGCGUCCGGGCAGGGCUUAAGUGAUUGUAGUUGACUGACUUCUCUGUUGACUAGCUAACUUAAAGAGAAGUGUAAGGUUCAGCCGUUGUUCAUACAGGAGAGUUUUAGCAUUCCGUAACCUCAAUCUGUCUGUCUUUAUGUGAACCUAAUAACAAGCUGUCAAGUCAGCUAGACAUGCUUAUUUGCACUCGGAUUGUUACCAUAGUUCAAUCAGAGAAGAAGUGUUUUGAACUUUAUCAGGAGGGCUGGGCGAUAUGGCCUCAAAUCAAUAUCACGAUAUAUUGAGCAGUUCACCUUGAUAAUGAUAAAUGUACGAUAACUACUCCACAAGCUGCUCACCGUCUACUUCAGCCGCCGCUCCAGCCACUCCAACUUUUGAACCAUCCUCCAUCUCCUCACCUGUCUUUCUGACUGGAUGGGGUGGAGUCACAUCUCCAACGUAGGACAAUGUCUUAAAGGGACAUGAGACCAUAGCCUACCUACACCAGUGUUGUUUUCGUUGACAAUGAAGUUGACGAAACACUGCAGAAUAUAUGUUGAGCGUUUGACUGAAAAAAUGCUCAUGAAUUUUUGCAACUCUGUUCGUCGUCCACCGCUAAUGUUUUCGUCUAGUCUCGUCAAUGUAAACCCACAUGCGUCUCGUCACAUUUUAGUCAUCUACGAACUAUGUUUAGCUCGUCAACAUCACGUGUUCGUCGUGGAAAAAAAGGGGCGUUGAUGAAAUAUUUUCGUCAACAAAAACAACACUGACCUACACACACCCAAAACCAACUUUUGUUUAUUUAUUUAUUUAUUUUUGACACCAAAUAUACUGACAUGGGCAAAAUGACGUCGGUUAUUGUCGUAAAUUUCGGUAUCAGUAAUUUUUCGGUUUAUCGCCCAGCCACAUUUAUCAGUCCGUCUGAGAGCACACAGUCUUAAUAUCUCCCCUGCACCGUGCCUGCAGUGCAACCGGAAUCUUUCUUCACAACUGCUCAUGCUUGCCUCUCAGCCUAGAUGUCUUUGGUUUGUGUUUACGAUCUGCCUUUCAGCCACUAACCCAACUAAGAAGUAGAACGUGAGAAGUCACCCAAGCAACCAUCUUUUCAUCUUGAAGCAAAAAGCUGUCGUUGCGGUCUCAUUAGACCGACCACCUCCAUUUUUUCUUCUAUUUUCAGGUUUCCUAUGCAUGAAGCAGAUCACUUGUCCCCCAGUCCCCCUUCUUCUUUUAGUUUCUGGAGGAUCAGAGGCAAACAAGACCUGAAAGUCUCAUUGCUCCUCUUCUGGGCUUCAGCUGUGUGCAUGCUGCGAUGACACAUUGUGUUCAGAACUGCUUUGAGGCAGUAAUUAAAGGCGUCACAGAGGAACUCGGCCUUUGCACAAAAAUACAGAAAAAUCGAGGCUGCUUUUUUGUGCCUUUGUGGCCACUGCCAAGUAGAAAAGCUAAAGGGGAUGGUGGAAAUUUAUAGGAAAGUGCGUUGGUGCGUCCCUUUGACAGUGGCUCCAGUUUUGGCGGUUCACUGUACGGAUAAGUGGCGGUGGGGUAGUGGGUGGAAGUAAGAGAAUAGAAGAGAAAGUUGUGUGGUUUAGUGGCCUUUAGUUAAAAAAAGAAACGAGGCGUUUCUAAAGAUUCUUUUUAAAACUUUGUAAAAAUCAAGCAGGUGGGAUUGAGAGUCUGUUCCAAAAAAUGUUGUGUCAUCGUGCAGCGAAGUUAAAAGUCCUGAGUGAAACAGGAAUGGAGUCAGAGAGCACAGAGAGUCUUGUGUCAGUCUGGAGAAGGUGAAAAGAAGGGAGCGUGGGACUGAAAUGCCGGGGCUGUUUGAAGCUUUGCCCACCCCGCAAUCCUCACCUUGUGACUGCUGCCUGUGACACGGUGCCGAAGUCCAAGCCCUUUUCCCUCCAGUUCCUUCCCUCUGUGUUGUGUAUGUAGUGGGUGUAGCAAUAGCCGUCCUUCGUCAUCCACUCUCCCCCCUCACCUCUCCCCCCUCCUCCUCGCUCUCUCCUGUGUUGCUCUCAGACAGUUCCAGCCAGUUUGUGGCGGCUGGGUUUAGACUGUCAAGGACUUGGCACAAUUUAACUGAGUGCUCCAUGGCUGGUUACAAACCAGACAUUACCUGUUCUGUGAGACACCCUUGUGAGGCCUGUGCGUGUGUGUGUAUUUGUGUAUGGCGUGCGUGUUCUAUACUGUGAAUAAUAUUAGUUUCCAUUUCGGGGACAGGUGGUGAAUUGACAGGUUGACGUAAUCCAGAGGGUGUAGUCGAUCCGCAGUGUACUCAACAAGUCUGGAAGGUAGAUGUAGUCAUGACGGUACCUCUCUGUGGACACUGGAGUCAAUGUUGCGAAUACAGAGAGCUUAUAUUACAGCACAGAUCUACUGUGACUCUGUGGUGUCCCACUGUGACCCUCAAUGUGGCUCCAGUGACUUUAUACAUCCAUAAAAGUACAAAAGCAGGCUAUACUUUAUCCGAAUCUCAUGGUUUAGCCCUACAGAGCAUCAAAUCUGAUUAAUCUUUUUGAUAGUUGCCACUCUUCCUGCCUGCUGUGUAGCCUAUGUUCUGCUACGCACAUGCACUGUCAUUGGUGCCACUGUGAGUAGGAGUCCGAUAAAUGUUGUUUUGAAGAGUCCUUAGUAGGGCUGGGUGAUACGGGAAAAAAGUCAUUCACUAUAUAUUUUUUCAUAUCAUUUGAUAUCGAUAAAAAUCACUUUUCAAUCUUAAAUGUUCCCUGUUACUCUUCAAUGAAAUUUAACAGUGCUUAUUGGUAGCAUGUCUUAAGCAACACAAUAAACUAGUGCAUCUGUGAGGUCUUUGUGUCUCUUUGACGUUUUGUCGUAAGACGUUGCGCUAGAGCAGUGGUUCUCAAGUCCAGUCCUCGAGGCCCACUGUCCUGCAUGUUUUGGAUGUUUCCCUGCUCCAACACACCUGAUUCAAAUGAUUAGCUCGUUAGUACAUCAUUACAGAGCUUGAUAACGAGCUGAUAAUUUGAAUCAGGUGUUUUGGAGCAGGGAAACAUCCAAAACAUGCAGGACAGUGGGCCUCGAGGACUUGAGAAGCGCUGUGCUAGAGAAAGCGGACUGAAUGGGCGGUCCAGCGCGGCGUGGACACGGAGGAACCCUUUUCAUUGGCUACUCGUAUACCCUACCAAAACAUGGCAGAACGCCGGCUAUCAAAAAGCAUAUUGACCAUGUUUCAUAUUGAUAUAGAGGGAAAUUAAUUUUUGAUACAUAUCAUUAUCAUUUUAUCUCCCAGCCCUAGUCCUUAGACAUCCGAUGAAGACACACGCCACAUUUAUGUCUGCUGCAGACAGAUGGAGAGCAGAGAAGAGAGGGGACAUUAAGUCUCUACAUGCUUAAUGUUGCAACCUGCUGCCUGACAUGCGACUCUACAUCCCAAUAGCUGAGGCUCAUAAGAGGGCUAUAUGUGUACAUUAUAGAUAGCGCACACUUUCUGCAGGCAAACACUACUGCAUGUCUCCUCUGGAUUAGGAAUAAUAAUCCAGAAGAUUAAUUUACAUUUUCCUGCAUUUCUAGUAAAAUCAUGCAUUGCUAACAGUAUGUUGAAUACUGGUCUGUUUGCAUGCCAGAAUUUAGGAGGCCCAAGAGUUGAUUUUUGGUUGCUAUGGUAUCAAAAUAAGUGUCAAACACACUUUUUUUUGCUGAUAUGGGAGCUCUAAUCUUCAAAAGUUUGCAGACUUAUAAAAUCUUAUCACAGUUACAAUAAACAUAACAUUUAUUUUACAGCUUAACAACACUGCUGCUCGCUCUCUCCCUGCAAGUCAAACUGUGCUGCUUAAAAUGGCUCCAUGGCCAACACUCUUACCUGUAGCCUCUGCAAUGAAUGCAUCGUGCCAUUUUCACAGUGGACCCAUCCAAAGUUUUCCAGCCACUCUGUGGGAAAACUGCAAGCCUUCUUUGACGCGUGUGCAUUCACCACAUCAUCACUGAGCAUCUCUAACUUCAGGAGUUGUAUUGUUUGCUAGUCAAGCAGACCACAAAAGAAAUCCCGCAGCACUCUCUUCAUCCUCUUCUCCUCAGCUCCACUGUUUCUGCAUCACUUAGCUUUCUAUUGUGUGCGAAUGAAUCGCAGUGAAAAUGAGUGAUUGGAGGCCGAUCUUAAAUCAGCAUGGGAAGUUAGGAGUGUCAAACUGACACCUUAUAGUAAUUCAGAUGUUGGAUUGCACAGAAUAGUGGUUGAUUAAUAAUACCUGCUGAGAGGCAUGCCCUGCUCUUGACUCACUUCAAAACGCUGACUCUUGGCAGGCAUUACUAAUCAACCACUGGUCACUCUAGAAAGGAUUGUUUAAAGAGGGAUUUUAAAAGAGAGCUCAAUCAACAAAUGCAUAAUACAUGAGGUUGCACUCCUCAUAAGUUUGAGCUCUUUUCAGAUGUAGUCAGUAGUUUUGCGGCUGGUUUAUAAAUGAUUCUUCCCCAGAUUAUUUUCAUGUAUGUGCAGAUGUCUAUUUCCAAGGAUUAAUACGCAGCUUGAGCUUAAUCAUCUAUAUGCAGUGGUGGUUUACAGUUUUGCGUAAUGGCUCUCCCGUGAGUAUAACCUCUUUUGCUCUGCUCCUCUUACAGCGGAAACAUGUUUCUGAAAAGAUUGUGAAAAUCAAGAUAAAACCUUUUGAUGGUUUGGGUUCUGCUGAGUUAUCUGGAAAAAAAAGUUGUGCUGCACUUUGCAAUAGGCAUGUAUUGUUAUGACUUUGUGACUGAUUAGGAAGAUUACAAGAAAAAAAAAACUUUGCCUCUGGGUUAGUAUCUCACAGUGACAAAAAAAAAAAUAAAAAUCACAGUGAGUUGGUUAGUAGACAGUUUAAAAGAGGUAGGGUGAGGUAUUUUGUUAAUAAAAUAACCUGCUUGAUUCCACAAAUCAGGAUCACCAUGGAGACAGAACGCUCCACUGUGGAGCCCAAAGUGACAGAAAAUAGAAAGGUUUAUUCACAAUCUCAUCUUGUCAUCUUAAAUCAGAUAAAUUAGAGAUUGGCACUAAAAUUAUCAUUCAAGCGAGGCUCCGGUUUGAAAAUACCACAUCACUUGAGUUGUCAUGGACACAAGUAGUCCUCAGCUGCAGCCUUGAGGCGGUGUCCAUGGUGUGCCAGUCAGUGUAGCUGCUUACGAGUAGAAGAGUAAUCCUCCGCUCUGAUGCCAGGUUAGGGUACCGUCUAUCUUCUUAAUAAGUACUCCUCAUGACCGUGGUCUGUGGUUACGGCGACUUUGCCAGGAUUUUACAGAUCAGCCUUUAAUUCCACUAUGCUAACCUCAGCACCUGAAGAUGAAUGAUUUUCACUGUCCAAAAUACAACCAGCAGAUAAAAGAUUGACAAGUUCUAUAAUGUAAAGUCACAUUAAUUUGCUGUAAAACACAUGGAUGAUGCUGGAUAUUUCUGGUCAAAUGAAUGUAUGGACUCCAGUUUACAGAAAACAACCUAUUUCUGUGUGUUGUAAAUGAUUCAAUACAGAACGGGCGUCACUAAAGUACCACUUUGUAAAUUGACCGGUGACAGCUGUAAUUAUAGCCGCUGAGAUCAUCUGCUGCCGUUUACCGUGACUCAUUAUGUUAUGAGAACAAAGGCUCUCGUGAUUUGAAAAUAUCCCUUUUCAAAUUGCUUGCUCAACGUAAAAACACAAAAUUACUCAGCUGUGUGUGACGUCAUAAAAAGACAACAACAAAAAAAACUCACUCUUUCUCUCUCUCUUCUCUUUGCAGGGUUUCUGUGACAACUUCAGCCGCACCUAUAUGGCGUGUGUGAGCGGAGAAUUUUGCCAGGCACAGCACCUCACCCGCGCGGAGAAGUGAAUCGGCCGCCCCCCGAGGGACUACGCUGCCCGGAAACCCCCCUGACUGCCAGCUCACUAGGAACUGCGGACUCUCCUUCCAAAGGCCCCCCCUGGGAUAUUGCGUAGUCCUUGGCCCGACUGCCCCCUGCGUGUCCCAACCAAUACGAAAAAAAGACCCUUUGCUUUCCACUUUCUUCUCGAACAGCCAAUCACAAACAGCUCUCCUGAAUGGGGUAAAAACUGAUUGGAUGACUCCUGGAUAGUCUCUCCAUCUUUUUUUCUUUUCCCCUUUUUAUUCUUUACAUUUUUUAAGUUCGUGUUCAUUCAUUUUUUACACUCUGGAGUACUGUGGACUAGCUUCUCCUUUUUGUAUCCCUCUCUCUGUGUACAUCAUCCCAUAGUUGAACACCUGUUGUCCUUCUGACCCACCCUCCUCCACGUGUUGUCAUUUUUAUUUAUUCAACCCCUCCCUGAAUACAUAUAAAUAUCCUAGCAGUCUGUGCUGACUUCUGAGCCAAAAAGUCGCUUUUGUUUUGUAAGAGUAUUGUAUUGUAAUUGUUUUUUAAGCCGUCUUGCCAACAUGAACCGCCCCGCUGCAGUUGAGAUUGUCCACGAGUGCAUGAGGUUCCUCAUCACCCACAACCCCACCAAUGCCACACUCAACAAGUUCACCGAGGUAAGCCCGCUUGGAGUCACUUUUUAAUCUUGUUAGCGCUCUGAAUGCAGGUCUGAUGUCUAAAAUCUGCUCCUUACCUUUACUCAUGUGCCAGGAGCUGAAGACCUUUCACGUAAACACGCUGGUGAGAGUCUGUGAAGCCACCUACGAUAAGGCUCCCGUUGAGAAGGAGGGGAUUCAAGUCGUGGUAAGCAAAAACACUCAAACUCAUUCCUGUGAGCCUUUUUUUUUUAAUACAAUCAUACAUCCUUAUCAGGGUACACACUUGUUCUCUCCUCCAGGACUGGCCUUUUGACGACGGCGCUCCUCCUCCCACCCAGAUUGUGGACGACUGGCUCAAGCUGGUCAGCACCAAGUUCAGAGAGGAGCCUGGCAGCUGCAUCGCUGUGCACUGCGUGGCAGGGCUUGGACGGUGAGUGGCAGGCUUUGUUAUUUUUUCUCAAGAUGUGACCUCAAAAAACUCAUUUUCAGUCCUUACUAUGUACCUGAAUGCACUUCAAGUUGUUGCAUUUUAUCAAUAAGUAAUAAUACUUAAAAAAAGUAAUACUUAAAAUAAUACUUGAAAAAACCCACAAAUGUCCAUGUAAUGCUUGAUCUAAAUUCUCUGACUUGUUGAUAAUUUCCUAAACUUACCAAGAGAAGGCAGACGUAUCGGACUGUAAUGAACACGUGCAGGGGCAUAGCAGCGAGAGCAUUUUGAGCAUGUGCUUUAAUCCUGUAUUUGCUACCAUAGAGGAAUGUUGCAUAUUUGUAGUGAUUAGUGUUUCUUACUUUAACACACACACUGAAUCUGCAGGGUGAGCCUGCCUGAAUGCAGAGGAAAGAAGAACUCACUUUUAGUCUGUUAUGCUCUCGUUUAAGCUAAAAUUGUCUGAAAUUCAAUUCUGCAGUUCUUUUCAACACCACAUGCUUUAAACCAGCCUCACACUGCUGCAAUCAGAAGAGAGGGACAGUGGUCAAGUUACACAAAGACAGCAAGCAGAACGGGGAAAUGGGAAGGAGGCAUUAUUUGACAUUUUCUCCAGUGCUGGUCUGUAUUUGGUUACUUUUUUUUCAGGGUGCACUCAGACGUGGCCGGAGUGCACCCUGCCCUAAGUUGAACAUGUUACUCUUGGUAAAUCAUCACACAUCUUCUGUGCAUUAUCCAGCCAUCUCUGACUAUUUGCAUUUCCCCCAAAUUUUGAGGUGACUGCUCAACCUCCGCAUCACAACGCCAUGUGAACCUUUUUCGUGCGUUGUUUAAAAAUGAUCGACUAUAGAGGCUCAGUUGCAUUAAAAAUUCACGAGGACCCCGUUGCGCAGUAGCAGCCAUACCAUGCCAAAAGCCCAACCCUUUGAGCUGUGCGAAGGCCGAGGAAGUGUGCAGUGCUUGAGCACGGAAUGGACAGUGUGUGAGUAGAAAGGCCAAUCUAGAUCACAGAGGACCAAAUACUCCUCUUGUAACAUAAGGUUUUGUACUCUGUAACACUCUUGUGUUUGUCCCACCAACUUUUUUCACUCAAAUGAAGAUCAGUUUAUGGUUCGGGAAGUAACUUAUCAACUUCAAAUGAUCAAAAAUUCAAACGUCAGUUUAUGUAGUGUUAGAAAUAGUGUCGAUUUGAUCUUUGCUUUAAUAGGAUUUCCGAACGAUGUGGGCUGCUAGUAGAAAACAAGGCUUCCACACACAGAGGCAUUUAAAAACGGCUCAGUCACAUUCUUUUUGGCCUCCAGUCUUCUCUCCACCCCCUCCUCUUUGCCUUUAGCACUUGUUGCACCCUCAGUACACCGAGGCUUGGUGUGAAAGUGAACGUGCUGCACUGUACGUGUGCAUCAAAGUGUUAUGUGCCUCAUCUAAAACAAACACGGCGCUCGGGUUCAGUAUCUUGAAUAGUUCCCCUCUGUCUCUGCUCCUGUAAGUGCUCUGUAAAUAGACGAUCAGCUGCUUAUCGGUCAUCACUGACAGCAGCAGUCUGCUGCACUAAUUCAAAAAGGAAGGGCAAUUACAUUUGCAUGUGAUUCGCCUGUUGGUCAUGAGUUUGCACAGUCAUAUCUACAGACUGAAGACAGAAGCACGUGACGUAGGCAGGCUAGUGUGAAAAUGUCUUUCCUGACCACAAAUGCACAAUUUCUCAAUGGCUCCCAGCGUUUUGGACGGUCGUGGCAUUCCAGAGACGGUAUAAUUACCAGUAUUGGUUAGACUGGCAUUUUCUGAAUCCAUCCCCUCUUCUUCUUCUUCUUCUUCAGCUGCUGUGUUUACUGCAGUCAUCUGGGUUUUCCAUAGUUUUACAGCCCUCAAUGUGGGAGGCUGCAGCUAUGCGCCUUGUUGUUGUUGUUUGUCCUUUCUUUAACAAUAUUCUCACCCCUCCUUCGACACUAUCGCUCUGUUUUUUUUUCUUUCUUUUUGGUCCCUCUGAUUCUCUUUCAAUCCGCGCUCUCUCACAUUUCAAUCCCUCGUGAAUUUUGUGUGAGAGAAAAGCCGCUUGAGGAAACGCUCUGUCAGCACUGAGAUCUGACCCGCAAAGUGGUCUUAAGAAAGUUGUUUUAUUUAUUUUCCUCACAUCCUGUGAGAAAGGAGAUGGUUUUCUUACUGUAACCUAUCUCGGUCCUGCGAGUGUUUGUGGUUGAAGUGUUAGCAAAAUGGCUCAGCAGGGCAACAGUGAACAUGUGCACCCCUGUUGAUUUCCCAGGCCUCUUUCCCAGGUUUAACACCCCCUUCCCUCUCCCUCCAACAUAUUACUAUGGAAGCAUGUGAACCUUGGCAUUAAAUCUUCUUUUCUCCGUUUCUUCUUCUUCCCUUCUGCUACACCACUGGAUUUCUUCUCCUCGCAGAGCUCCAGUCUUGGUGGCCUUAGCCCUCAUUGAGAGUGGGGUAAAGUACGAGGAUGCUGUGCAGUUCAUAAGGCUGUAAGUAACCUACAUACCUCUUAACUCUGGAGUUUAAUGAAGUCUUUGAACUCUGAUCUCUUUAGAGGGAAUAAUAAUCGUGUAAAUUAUUAACAAUAGCCCUCUAGAGCAGGAGUUGGUGCACGCUGAAUUAUUAUUUGAGGCUGUGUCUUUGGAUUAUUUGGCCUUCCUUGUGGAUAAUUUUUAAAUUUGACAAUAAACACAAUACUAUGAUACUUACAUUACGGGCGAAGUCGUGCCCUGUCACAUGUCAGUGUUAAAGGAAUAUUUCAACAUUUAAGAAUCUUAGAUACAUCGAGUUAAAAAAAAAGUCUACAUCCUUACUCUCUUCUUUUUAUGAUUCGAAUAAGACAAAACGUGUCAUUAUUGUGUUUCUAUAGCUUCAACCAGCCAGCUCCUUUCACUUAUGCAAGUCAUGUUUGAGCUCUAACUGUGACCUUACAUUUCUAAGGAUUAAAAAUGUCACCACCUCUGCUAAAGUCUUUCUUUAAUUACAUAAAUAGUAAUUGUGCUGUUCUGGACAGCAUGCUCUUUACUAAAAUGUUCUGCUCCUUUUUUUUCCCCCCUCUGCUUUUUCCAGUAAGAGACGUGGAGCCUUCAACUCCAAACAGCUUCUUUACCUCGAGAAAUACAGACCCAAAAUGCGUCUGCGGUUCAAGGAUACCAACGGCCACAACUGCUGCGUGCAGUAGGCUGCCCUGUCAGUGCAUCUUUCUUAUGCGCAUCUAGUGGGGUUAUCUUCCAUCUUGGGGAGAUAAAAAAAAAAAAAUGAAGAGUGCUAUCAGUAAUUAUUGUGAUGAUUUGUAAACACUGAGUCAUGGUUAUUUGAUCAGAGAGCAAGCCAGUGAUCGAAUGAAUGAAUGAAUCCAGAUCUAGGGAUCCACCAGCCGAACCAAUGAAUGGAAGGUCAAAGCACACAGAUAAGGCCCGCCUCCCGGUUACACUGUUCAACCAUGGGCCAGAAUUUUGUCAACUUGAGUCCAUCCUGUUUAUUAUAUUUUUAUUUCAGUUGUAAUCAUGGGAUAAGAAUUUUUCCACUUUGUGAAUUUAUUAUUUUUACACAAAAAAUGGUGAUGAGAAGAUAUGUCAAAUGAUACUCUGAUUUUUACUUCCACUAAUUAUUCAUAUUAUAAUUAGGCCAAAAUAAUGUACCUUUUUAAAGAGAAACCUUUUUAAACUUUGAACACAUCUUUCAGCUGUCCAUUUUGGUAUUGGGGUGUUUUGUUCUGUUAUUUUUCUUUUUGCACAAAACUCAAAACUUCACCUGAAAAUGCAGUAAGUUUUUUUUUUUUUUUUUCAUCCUCUAACCCUACACUUCACCUAGAGUCACUUUCAGUUUAGGGUUCACUGAGUUUGAAUAUGUCUGAGAUAUUUAUUCACAAGAUAUGAUAUGUGUGGCAGUUAUGAGUUUGGCAGGGGCAAGGACACUUUGUUAUCCAUUUUUUUUGUCUAUUUUUUUUAAUCCUUCAAGAGCCAUGUCUUUUUUUUUUUUUUCUUCUUUUUUUUUUUUUUUUUUUUUAAUCUUGUUGGAGUGCAAUAAUCGGUCCACCUCAGACAAGCCCACCAGGCCCUGCUGAACGUUUUAUACACACAUGUAAACACACACAUACACUUCAGACACUCAUUCAGUUGAAGAAAAAAAACAAGGAAAACAACGUAACAGCUCCUACGACAGGUACUGCUCCUGCUUGCAUUCAUGAGAUGGGCUACAAUAGGACUUCCCUAGAUACGCAGAAUCAAACCCACCCACACACACACACACACACAUACAAACACGCAUACACACCUCAUCUUAGAGCCUAAGAUCCAACCUGAAAGAUAAUGUGGAGAAGAAUGGAAAUGGUCAGUUUUUUAUUAUUGUACCCAUUUUGAAAACAUCCCCAAUUCGUAUUGGUUCUUUAAAGAUAAAUAAAUUGAAAUAAAAAGCAUUCACGUG